Molecule: messenger RNA, 2577 nt
Organism: Stomoxys calcitrans (stable fly)
Lineage: Eukaryota; Metazoa; Arthropoda; Insecta; Diptera; Muscidae
Product: ice-structuring glycoprotein-like
Exons: 9
Coding region: 1-2577 (858 amino acids)
Source: RefSeq, a predicted model, not a curated record
AUGAAAAUUUUGAUCCUUGUAUCUUUGAUUGCUGCCGCCGUUGCUGCCCCCGGUGGAUUGUAUGGUGGAUUAUAUGGUGGUCAUGGGGGCAUUUCCUAUGGGGCCGCGUCUAUAGGAUAUGCUGCAGCAGCUCCUGCCAUUAGUUAUGCCGCUGCUGCUCCCGCCAUUAGCUAUACUGCCGCAGCGCCUGCUAUUUCUUAUGCAGCAGCAGCUCCAGCUGUUCAAUAUGCUGCUGCUGCUCCAGUCAUCGCUGCUGCCCCUGCAAUUGCAGCAGCUCCUGCCAUUGCGGCAGCCCCAGCCAUUGCUGCAGCUCCAGCAAUUGCAGCUGCUCCUGCUGUUCAAAUUGCUGCCGCUCCUGCCAUUGCAGCUGCUCCCGCAAUUGCAGCAGCCCCUGCUGUUCAGGUUGCCGCUGCUCCAGCCGUUAAAUUAGCACAAGUUGUUACCCCAGCAUUUACCACCGUCUCCAAAUACAGCUCAUUCGUUAGCCAUCCACCAACUGCUAGAGUGGUGAAGAUUGCUGCAGCUCCUGCUAUUGCUGCUGCACCUGCCAUCGCUGCGGCCCCUGCCAUUGCGGCUGCACCUGCCAUCUCAUAUGCUGCAGCUCCUGCCAUUGCAGCCGCUCCUGCCAUUGCAGCCGCUCCUGCCAUUGCUGCUGCUCCCGCCAUUUCAUAUGCUGCUGCUCCCUCCAUUUCAUAUGCUGCUGCUGCUCCCGCAAUAGCUGCUGCCCCCGCCAUCUCAUAUGCUGCGGCUCCCGCAAUUGCUGCCGCCCCUGCAAUUGCUGCCGCUCCUGCCAUCUCCUAUGCUGCUGCCCCGGCAAUAAGUUAUGCUGCUGCUGCUCCAGCGAUUUCAUAUUCUGCGCCCGCUGUCUCUUAUAAAGCUGUUGCAGCCGCUCCUGCCAUAAGUUAUGCUGCUGCCGCCCCUGCAAUAUCCUUGGGCUAUGGCCAUGGUGGUCUUUCUUAUGCUGCUCCUGCCAUUAGCUACGCCGCCGCUGCACCGGCUGUCAGUUAUGCUGCUCCGGCGGUGUCUUAUGCAGCUCCUGCUAUAGCUGCUGCUCCUGCGGUGUCGUAUGCGGCACCCGCUGUAAGCUAUGCUGCUCCCGCCGUUCAAGUUGCCGCAGCCCCAGCUGUUGUGAAGGCCGUUGCUGCUCCAGCUCCUAGCAGUUAUGCAACUUUUACCUCUGUUGUUAAUCAUCCAGCCUCCGUAAAGACGGUAGCUAUUGCAGCUCCUGCUCCAGCUAUUAAAGUUGCAGCUGCCGCUCCAGUAGCUGUUGCUGCUGCUCCUGCCGUUUCAUAUGCAGCUCCUGCAGUUUCCUAUGCAGCUCCCGCAGUUUCCUAUGCCGCUCCUGCUGUAUCCUACGCUGCUCCUGCUAUUGCCGCUGCUCCCGCCAUCUCUCUGGGAUAUGGUCAUGGAUAUGGCCAUGGCUUCGGAGUCUUUUUCCAUAUUCCCGCGGGCAUCGAAAUUUAUGCCCGAAUGUGUAUACUGCACAUCUAUGAUGUACAUCCAGCCUUCUGGUUGAUGGGUACCUAUCCACAAGAUGAAAUGAAAGUUUUGAUCUUGUUAUGUUUGGUCGCUGUGACUGUGGCUGCGCCCGGUGGAUUAUACGGUGGCCACGGUGGUUACAUCAGUGGCGGCUAUGCCGCUGCCCCAGCCAUUAGUUAUGCAGCAGCUCCAGCUGUUACAUAUGCAGCACCAGCUGUUAGUUAUAAAGCUGUAGCAGCAGCACCUGCCAUCAGCUACGCUCCUGCCGUGUCAUAUGCAGCUCCCGCAGUUAGCUAUAAAGCUGUAGCAGCUGCACCUGCCAUCAGCUACGCUCCUGCCGUAUCAUAUGCUGCCCCUGCUGUUUCCUAUGCUGCUGCAGCUCCGGCAGUCAGCUACAAAGCAGUGGCGGCAGCUCCUGCCAUCAGUUAUGCUGCUGCUGCUCCUGCUAUCAGCUAUUCUGCACCUGCCAUAAGUUAUGCUGCCCCUGCUGUAAGUUAUAAGGCUGUGGCUGCUGCUCCUGCUAUAAGCUACGCCCCUGCGGUUUCAUAUGCUGCUCCAGCCGUUUCAUAUGCUGCUGCUGCACCCGCGGUUCAAGUUGCCGCAGCUCCAGCUGUUGUAAAAGCAGUUGCAGCUCCUGCUGCCACAAGUUUCACCACCUACAGCAGUGUUGUUACUCAGCCAGCUGCCGUUAAAACAGUAGCUGUAGCUGCUCCUGCCCCAGCCGUAAAAAUAGCCGCAGCACCUGUAGCAGUCGCCGCUGCCCCCGCUAUAUCCUAUGCAGCACCAGCUAUUUCCUAUGCCGCCGCACCAGCAGUCUCAUAUUCCGCCCCCGCGGUCUCAUAUUCCGCCCCCGCGGUCUCAUACUCCGCCCCUGCGGUCUCAUAUGCUGCUCCCGCCGUCUCAUAUGCCGCUCCAGCUAUCUCAUAUGCUGCUGCUGCACCUGCAGUUACCUAUGCCGCUGCUGCUCCCGCUGUUGCAUAUAAGGCUGUGGCUGCCGCUCCAGCUGUAACUUAUGCUGCCGCUGCUCCUGCAAUCUCUGUGGGAUAUGGUUAUGGAGGAGGCUAUGGCUAUGGCUAUGGCGGCCAUGGUCACCAUUAG